Molecule: messenger RNA, 5260 nt
Organism: Entelurus aequoreus (snake pipefish)
Lineage: Eukaryota; Metazoa; Chordata; Actinopteri; Syngnathiformes; Syngnathidae
Gene: entrep3
Product: family with sequence similarity 189 member B
Exons: 14
Coding region: 627-2774 (715 amino acids)
Cellular component (GO): membrane
Source: RefSeq, a predicted model, not a curated record
AGGCGUUGCGUGCGUCGUCAUCACGCACGGGGCAGGUUGGGCUCCGACGUAGGAGGACUAAGGAGGACUAAAGGGUGACGAUCGUAAUCAUUGCUAAAAUAAAAAAUAAGACGCGUUGUCACGGGUGGAGUGUUCCGCGAGUGGACGCGAUGCCCACGUGACCGCGGGUGCGGGAAGAGAAGCGGCACGUGAAGGUGGACUUCACGGUCGACGUCCAUCGCCGCCUUUGCUGCAGUUUGAGCGAUCGAUGGAUGUCGUCCACGUCGCGCUGACGAGCAGGUGAUGCUUCGCCCGGCAGGACGCGCCAGUGGGGCGUCGUGUCCGAGACGUGAGCGCCGCACGUGUCCCGCUUUGUGAUGAUCGAGCGCGUGCGGCCCGCAGCGCGUCUUGCCGCAAUGCCGACGGGAGGGAGCGCGUGGAGGCACGGCGGCGGACAGCCAGCAGCGUCGUGGGAAGAAGAAGACAAGUAGGACCGUCAUGGCGGGCCGAUGAGGCGGACUGUCCGUGCAGGGCCGCCUUCUCAACCUCAGCUCCUACCAAAGUGGAAGCGCACCUGAACUUGUCCACGCAUCAUCAUCAUCAUCACCAUCAUCAUCAUCAUCACCAUCAUCAUCAUCAUCAUCAUCAUGCCCUCGCCGUCCGACUCCAGCAGCGUGGCGUCCGCCUCGGGGUCCCGCGGCUGGUCGGACAGCCGGCGGGGCAUCUCGGGUCGAGGCCCCGGAGGCGCCCGCCUGCUUCUGUACCUGGGUCUGUGCCACCUGGGCCUAGGGGCCAUGGUCCUGGCCUUCUCCUUCACCAGCAUGGCCUUCACCUCGUCUGCUCGGGUCAGGCAGUCCUGUCCCUUCUGGGCCGGCUUUUUUGUGGUGGCAUCGGGGAUUGUUGGCAUUAUUUCGUGGAGAAGACCUUUAACAUUGGUGGUGUCUCUGUUCAUGCUGCUGUCCGCAGUGUGCGUGAUCCUCAGCCUGGCGGGCUCCAUGUUGUCCUGUCAGAACGCGCAGAUGGUCAAGUCCAUGCUCACCUGCCAGGCGGAAAACGGCCGCUGCGUGUGCUGCGCGCCCACCGAGUCCUGCUCCAGCAAAGAAGACGGAACCCUGGUACUGAACCUCAACUCCGACUGCCACUCAGUUCGACACCAACUAAAGGACUUGUUGUUUAGCGCGUGCGGUCUCAGCAUCCUGUCCACCGUCAUCUGUACUCUGUCCACGGUCACCUGCAGCAUCCACAUCUUCUCCUUGGACCUGGUGCACCUGUUGGUGCCGCAUCGCUCUCGCUCCGUCAACCCAGAAUGCACCACGCCUCAGGACGCCUUCCUGACCAACAUCAUGGACUUCGAGGAGUUUGUGCCGCCUAUUCCUCCGCCUCCUUAUUAUCCUCCGGAGUACACCUGCAGCUCCGAGACAGACGCUCAGAGUAUCACUUACAACGGCUCCAUGGAGAGCCCAGUUCCCCUGUACCCGACUGACUGUCCUCCUCCGUACGAGGCUGUGAUGGGACAAAGGGCGGCCAGCCAGGUAACAAUGUUUGACCACCACGGUGCUGAGCUAUCGGGAGAAAGGGGAACGUCCACAGCGUUCAGUGGAGAAGUCUCCAUGGAUAGUGGAUCUUUGCUAAUGUCUGAGAUCGUGGACAUCCCAGAUGAUUCGUCCCCGUCCGAGGACUCGUGUCUGCUGGAGGUGGGGCUGAGAAACCAUGGAGGCAGAACGAGCAGGGCGGCCAGCGAGCUGAGCGACGGGGGAGAGGGAGGCGGGGAGCGCCCCAGCCUGCGCUGUCCCCACUCUCAGACGCCAGAGAGCCCCUUGGCCGGGGGACCCAGAGCCCGGCGCUUUCUCCGAGGCGAGAGGUCCAACUCUUGCUCUUCGCCGAGCACUGCGACCCCCACGUACAGGUCUCCGGUGUUACGGCGCCAGGCCACGUUGGCUCGAAGCUGUUCUCAGCUGGAAGCGAUAGGGGGCUCCACUUCACAACCGCGCUGCUCCAUCCCAGACAUUCGGGUUCGACCCUCUACUCCUUUGCACCAAGUCGCUGCCCGUGACCCGUCCGCUCCCUGUGCGGGUCAGAAUAGCGGGCCGCCGGCGCAGCGUUUGCCCUUGUACCUGCGACGACGAGCUGCGAGGAAGGAUGGCAGAAGCCUUGUAAGGUCACACAGCGAACCCGACCUCAGUUCCUCUUACACAGCUGACUUUGUCUUUGGAUGCAGUAAGGCUUACCCAGAUACAGGUCCAUUCACUGAGGCGUCUCUGUUGCCUUGCACGCCCUCGCCGCCUGCUGACGCUCUGCCAAGAAAAGACGGCAUGAACUCCACAGCUACGGGCGUGCAGGUUCCCUUUAAAGUGCCGCCCGUGUCCCCGCUGCGUUUACCCAAAGAAUGCCACCGUUCUCUUGGAGACCUCAAGGUGACUCGAGGCCUGGUGGCUCGCUUUCUGCAGCGCUCCAAACGCAACCUGGCGCCCUCUUCUGAGCUCACUGGGAGCGCGGGGCAGGUGCCUAAAAGACGGGGAGGGUCCGAGGGCUCCGCCACCACCCAUCUGCCUAUGGAGGUGUGGCGGACGCCUUGGAGCGUCAGCCGAGGAUCGGCCAACAACCAGCACCUUCAUCCCCGCGCUCACCGCCACUCCCACAGCGACGGCCGACACGGCGUGCAGGCCCCGGAAGGGAUGCACCUGCGCAGCUGUGGGGAUUUAAGCUCCUCCUCCUCGCUAUCUUUACGUCGGCUGGUGUCGCCGCACCUGCUGCGUGGCUCAUCGGGAGUGCUCUACUCGGAGUCUGCGCUUUGAGAAGGGUUGGCGGUGUUGGGAUACUAUCAGUUCUGGUAUGGUCUUGCAGUGGUGAUGUUCUGGAGUGAAAUUACCGCCUAAACUCCACUAACACACAAAAAAGUUUUUACCCACGCCCAAUGAUUCGCAAGUUAAAAAAAAUAACAUUUUUGCAAAUAAAAAAAUAUAUUUUCUGCAAGUAAAAAAAUAAAUAAUUCACAAGUGUAAAAAACUAUUUUCUCCAAUUAAAAAAUGAUUCUAAAGUUUAAAAACAAUUUUCUGUAAUUAAAAAAAAUUAUUCGCAAGUAUAAACAAUUUUCUGCAAGUAAAAACUUAAAUUAAAACAAUUUAACUAAUUGCACGUAAAACGUAAAAAAAAAGAUACGCAAGCAUGUAAACAAUUGGCAAGAAUAAAAAUUUAAAAAUUCAAAUAAAGAACACGAAUCGCAAGUAAAAAAAACUUUUUUCUGCAAGUAAGAACUUAAACUAAAAAAUGUAAACGAUUCCAAGUAAAAAAAAAAGUGACUAAAAAAACGAUUCACUAGUAAUAAAAAAAAAGACAUUCUGCAGGUGGAAUGAUUUGCAAGUACAUAACAAUUUGCAAUUUUAAUAAAAAGAUUCAAAACUUUAAAAACAAUUUCCUGCAAAUAAAAAGAUGAUUCGCAAGUAAAAAAAAACAACAAUUUGCUGCAAGUAUGAAAACAAUUCACAAGCAUUAAUACUAUUUUCUUCAAAUAAAAAAAAUGAAUCGCAGGUACAAACAAACAAUUUUCUUCAAGUAAAAACUUAAAUAAAAAAAUUAAAUGAUUCACAAGUAAAAAAAAAAGAUAUGCAAGUCUGAAAGCAAUUGGCAAGAAUUUUUAAAAAAAAUUCUAAUAAAAAACACGAAUCACAAGUAAAAAGACAAUUUUUUCUGCAAGUAAGAACUUAAACUAAAAAAUGUAAACGAUUCCAAGUUAAAAAAAUUAAUACAUUUGAUUAAAAAAACGAUUCACAAGUAAUUUUAAAAAAAAGACGUUCUGCAAGUAGAAUGAUUUGCAAGUACAUAACAAUUUGCAAUUUUAAUACAAAGAUGAAAAAGUUUUAAAACAAUUUUCUGCAAAUAAAAAAAUUACUGUAAAUUAUAAAAACAAUUUUCUUCAAUUAAAAAGAUGAUUCGCAAGUAAAAAAAAAUAAAAAUUCUCUGCAAGUAUGAAAACAAUUCACAAGCAUUAAUACUAUUUUCUUCAAAUAAAAAAACGAAUGGCAAGUAAAAACAAAUAAUUUUCUGUAAGUAAAAACUUAAAUUAAAAAAUGUUACAAUUCGCAAGUAAAACACUUUUUUUUUCAGUAAAAAAAUGAUUCGCAAGUAUAAAAAAAAAAUUCUGCAAGUAUAAAAACCAUUAGCAAGAAUAAAUACUAUUUUCUUAGGAUCAAAAAACUAAUUGCCAGUAAUGAAAAACAAUUUACUGCAAGUAAAGACUUCAUUAUAAAAUUAAAACAAUUCAGAGUUAUAAAAAAAAAAAUAUUUAAUUAAAAAAACACUCGAAAGUACAAAAACUAUUUUCUUCAAUAAAAAAAAUGUUCGCAAGUAAAAAAAAAAACAUUUUCUGCAAGUAAAAAAUUUUUUGCGAGUAUAAAAACUUUUUUCUGCAAGUAAAACGAUUUGCAAGUAAAACAAAAAAAAGAUUCUACAUUUUAUCAACAAUUUUCUUCAAUUAAAAAAACUUCAAAAGUAUUAAAAUUAUUUUCUGCAUGUGAGAAAAAAGAUUUGCAAGUAAAAAAAAAAGAUUUACUGGUAAAAAAAAAAAACACUUCUGCAAUAAAAAAAAAGAUUCACAAGUAUGAAAAGUAUUUUCUGCAAUUAAAAAAAAGAUUCACAAGUAUAAAAAACAAUUUUCUUCAAUUAAAAAAAGAUUUGCAAGUUUGAAAAAAACAACAAAAAGUGAUUCGCAAGUAUAAAAUAAAUGUUCUUCAAAAUAAAAGCUUUUGGCAGUAAUAUUCCACCCUGGGCGAUCCACACUCUUGCCCUGAGAGCACCUGUAGUUGGCACUCCACAAUGUGCGGCUGAGUCAAUUUAAGGCUGUCAAAGCUAGCGCAUGGUGCCGUCCGCCAAAAAUAACAAAAAAUAAUUAUUGCAUGGCGGGGAAUAAAAUGGCAGCACCACCUGUCGUUGUAGAGUGUCAUUUACGGGUGCUCUCAGUGCAAGUGGCAGGGUGCAAUAUUACUGCCAUAAGUUUUAACUUGUAGAAAAAAAAAAAUUUUUUAUUGCGAAUUGUUAAGCGUGAGUAAAAACAUGUUUGUGGAGUUUUGCCUGUCAUUCCCCACCACAUGCUGCAGAUCGGUGUGACUUUUACCGCGCAACGCUGGCCUGAUGGAAACACUGAGUGGACCUUCAAGCGAAGACAAUUACUCAACAUAAUAAUGCAUCGCAAUAUCCUACUGGCCCUUUUGUACAUUGGGUUGGAUGUUAACCACAAACAAAAACAUGUUUUUGUCUUCCAUUUAAACAGGAAAAAAAAAGACCA